Messenger RNA from Ficedula albicollis (Collared flycatcher), 3650 nucleotides. It is a transcript of the gene JAK1, whose product is annotated as Janus kinase 1. Gene Ontology annotation, biological process: cytokine-mediated signaling pathway; cell surface receptor signaling pathway via JAK-STAT; hemopoiesis. The record is from RefSeq and is a predicted model, not a curated record. The coding region runs from base 72 to 3518 and encodes 1148 amino acids. The transcript has 25 exons. Lineage: Eukaryota; Metazoa; Chordata; Aves; Passeriformes; Muscicapidae. Gene Ontology annotation, cellular component: membrane; cytosol; cytoskeleton. Gene Ontology annotation, molecular function: ATP binding; cytokine receptor binding; non-membrane spanning protein tyrosine kinase activity.
UCAGAGUGAAGCUUCUCCUGGGGAGAGUGAAGAGCCAUUUCAGUUGUGUAGAGGAUCCCACAGGCACAUAAAUGCAGUAUCUCAACGUGAAAGAAGAUUGCAAAGCCAUGGCUUUCUGUGCAAAAAUGAGGAGCACAAGGAAGAAUGAGCUCAACCUGGAAGCUCAGCACCAGGGGCUGGAGAUCCUGUUCUACCUGCAGGACAAAGCCCCCAUUUGUUACCCCAGCGGCGAGUUCACCUCGGAGGAGCUGUGCAUUGAGGCUGCCCAGAGGUGUUCUGUGUCCCCUCUGUGCCACAACCUCUUUGCUCUGUAUGAUGAGAACAAAAAGCUCUGGUAUGCACCAAACCAGGUCUUCAAGGUGGAUGAAAAAUCAUCCUUCAGGCUCCAUUAUCGCAUGAGGUACUAUUUCACCAACUGGCACGGGACCAGCGAGAGCGAGCCCUCGGUGUGGAGACACUCCCCGAGGAAAGCCAAGGCUUAUGACAAGAAACUGGCCCCAGAGGGAACCCCCAUCCUCGAUGCCAAUUCCCUGGAAUACAUCUUUGCACAGGGCCAGUAUGACCUGGUGAAGGGGCUGGCUCCCGUCCGUGAGCCCAGGAGCGAGCAGGAGGGGCACGAGAUCGAGAACGAGUGCCUGGGCAUGGCUGUCCUGGCCAUCUCCCACGAUGCCAUCAAGAAAAACGUGAAACUGCCAGAGCUCCCCAAGGACAUCAGUUACAAGCAUUACAUCCCCGAGAGCCUGAACAGGACUAUCAGGCAGAGGAAUUUCCUGACCAGGAUCCGGAUCAAUAACGUGUUCAAGCAUUUCCUCAAGGAGUUCAACAACAAAACCAUCUGCAACAACAGUGUCUCUCCCCGGGACCUGAAGGUUAAAUAUUUAUCCACCAUGGAGAUCCUGACCAAAUAUUACGGGGCAGAGAUUUUUGAGACUUCCUUUUUGCUGAUUUCUGCUGAGAAUGAGGUCAAUAAAUUGAAUUCUGGAGACAAUGAGAGGUAUGAGGUGAUGGUGACAGGAAACAACGGGAUUCAGUGGAGGCUCAAGCCAAGUCCUGUGCAGACAGAGAAAGAGAAGAAGAAAAAAUCUGAUGGCAAAAGCAAAAAGGAGGAAGAAAAACACAAACUUAGGGAGACAUGGAACAAUUUCUCCUAUUUCCCUGAAAUCACCCACAUUGUCAUCAAGGAGUGCACAGUCAGCAUCAACAAACAGGACAACAAAAGGAUGGAGCUGAGGCUGGGCUCCCACGCCGAGGCGCUCUCCUUCACCUCGCUGGUGGAUGGCUACUUCAGGCUGACAGCAGAUGCUCACCACUACCUGUGCACCGACGUGGCUCCUCCCCUCAUCCAGCACAACAUCCAGAACGGCUGCCACGGGCCCAUCUGCACGGAAUAUGCCAUCAACAAGCUGAGGCAGGAGGGGAACGAGGUGGGGAUGUACGUGCUGAGGUGGAGCUGCACCAACUUCAACCACAUCCUGAUGACUGUGACGUGUCUGGAGGGCUCAGAGGGGAUGAAUAACUCAGGCCCCUACAAGAACUUCCAGAUCGAGGUGAAGAAGGGAGGAUACUUCCUGCAUGGCUCCAACAAAUCCUUUGCAUCCUUGAAAGACCUCAUGGAUCACCUGAAGGGACAAAUCCUGAGGACAGACAACAUCAGCUUCACCCUGAAGAGGUGCUGCCAGCCCAGACCCAGAGAAAUCUCCAACUUGCUGGUGGCCACCAAGAAGGCCCAGGAGUGGCAGCCAGUUUAUCCCAUGGGGCAGCUGAGCUUCCACAGGAUCCGCAAGGAGGAGAUUGUGCAGGGAGAGCACCUGGGCAGGGGCACCAGAACCCAGAUUUACUCGGGGAUGCUGAGCCUCAAGGACGAUGAGAACGAAGGGUACCAGAAUGAGAAGGAGAUCCGGGUGCUGCUCAAAGUCCUGGACCCCAGCCACAGGGACAUUUCCUUGGCAUUCUUUGAGACAGCCAGCAUGAUGAGACAGGUGUCCCACAAACACAUGGUGCUGCUGCACGGCGUCUGCGUCAGGGACGUGGAGAAUAUCAUGGUUGAAGAGUUUGUUGAAUGUGGGCCUCUGGAUCUGUUCAUGCAUAAGAAAAGUGAUGUUCUCACAACCCCAUGGAAAUUCAAAGUGGCCAAACAACUUGCAAGUGCCCUGAGCUACCUGGAGGACAAGGAUUUGGUGCAUGGCAAUGUGUGCACCAAGAACAUCCUGCUGGCCAGAGAGGGCAUUGAUACUGAGUAUGGGCCUUUCAUAAAGCUGAGUGACCCAGGAAUCCCCAUCACGGUGCUGUCCAGGCAAGAGCGUGUCGAGAGGAUCCCCUGGAUUGCACCUGAGUGUGUUGAAGAUUCCAAAAACCUCAGCAUUGCUGCAGACAAGUGGAGUUUUGGUACAACCCUGUGGGAAAUCUGCUAUAAUGGAGAAACUCCACUCAAAGACAAGACCUUAGCAGAGAAGGAGAGGUUCUAUGAGGGGCACUUUGUGCUGGCCACACCUUCCUGCAAGGAGCUGGCAGAUCUGAUGAAGCAGUGCAUGAACUACGACCCCCACCAGAGACCCUUCUUCAGGGCCAUCAUGAGGGACAUCAACAAACUGGAGGAGCAGAACCCAGACAUUGUCUCAGAGAAGAAGCCUGUCACCGAGGUGGAUCCCACCCUCUUUGAGAAGAGGUUCCUGAAAAGAAUCCGGGAUUUGGGUGAGGGCCACUUUGGCAAGGUGGAACUGUGCAGAUAUGACCCAGAAGGUGACAACACUGGGGAGCAGGUGGCAGUGAAAUCCCUGAAGCCAGAGAGUGGAGGGAAUCACAUUGCUGACCUCAAGAAGGAAAUUGAAAUCCUGAGGAAUCUUUAUCAUGACAACAUUGUCAAAUACAAAGGCAUUUGCACAGAAGAUGGAGGAAGUGGGAUUAAACUCAUCAUGGAAUUCCUUCCCUCUGGGAGCCUGAAGGAGUAUCUCCCACGGAACAAGAACAAGAUCAACCUCAAGCAGCUGCUCAGAUAUGCAGUUCAGAUCUGCAAGGGCAUGGACUACCUGGGCUCGUGUCAGUACGUGCACCGUGACCUGGCAGCGAGGAAUGUCCUGGUGGAGAGCGAGAACAGGGUGAAGAUCGGGGACUUUGGGCUGACCAAGGCCAUCGAGACAGACAAGGAGUAUUACACGGUCAAGGACGACCGCGACAGCCCCGUCUUCUGGUACGCCCCGGAGUGUUUGCUGCAGAGCAAGUUCUACAUCGCCUCGGACGUGUGGUCCUUCGGCGUGACGCUCUACGAGCUCCUCACCUACUGUGACUCCGAGUCCAGCCCCAUGGCAGAAUUCCUGAACAUGAUCGGCCCCACACAGGGACAGAUGACGGUGGCACGGCUUGUGAGGGUCCUGCAGGAUGACAAGAGACUGCCACGGCCACCCACCUGUCCUGAGGAGGUGGAUCAGCUGAUGAGGAAGUGCUGGAUCUACAAACACGACGAACGCACCACCUUCCACAACCUGAUCCAAGGAUUUGAAACUAUUAUGAGUAAAAUGUAAUUAAUUUUUUAUCCUGUAAGGACUUUAAAUGCCCAGCAAACUAUCUAUGCCCAAGGCUAUUUCUUCUUUUUUUUUUUUUACUCCUGUAAUUUGUACUCUGGCUGGGCUAAUGUGGCUCUAAAGGAUUCUUUU